CUUUCUUUCUUUUUCUCUGCUUCGCCUUUUCCCCCCUUCCUUUCUCACUCUGUCCUCACUCCUUUCCCAUUUUCUUACACUGCUGCGGCAAUCUAAGCUCUCUGCUUUCCCCCCCUCAUUCUCCUUCGUCUUCUUCGUUUUUUCGUUGAUCGAUAACUCGAACAAGGGCAACCCACUAACACUCCCCUCUUUUUUUUUUUUGGUAAUUUAAGCUUCACAUUGUUCGCUGUCUUCCUACUUUUUCUCCGUAAGAUUCUCGAUAUGAACUAGGGUUUUACUCAUUUGGAAUCUCUGUGGCUGCUUCUACGUGUUCUCCUGGUUCCUUUUCCUGGAUCCAAGUGAUAAUGGGUAACAAUUUUCUGUUUCUGGGCACUCUCAUUCUGCUCCUCUCCGGGUUCGUAGCUCCUGCUCCUUCCUCUAAUUCACCGGCGAAGAUUAUCAAUGGUUUCAUCUCGAAUCACGGCUCGUCCCUUAUGAAAUGGCUAUGGUCCCUCAAGACCACCACCAAAACAGCCAUUUCCUCCAGGUCGAUGGUGAGAUACGAAAAUGGGUACACAGUGGAGACAGUGUUCGAUGGAAGCAAGCUCGGCGUCGAACCGUAUGCCGUCGAGGUCCUUCCAAACGGCGAGCUGGUCAUUCUGGAUUCUUCGAAUAGUAACAUUUACAAGAUAUCAUCUUCUCUCUCUCUGUAUAGCAGACCGAGACUGGUUACUGGCUCUCCUGAAGGAUAUUCGGGGCAUGUGGAUGGGAGAUUAAGAGAGGCGAGGCUGAACCAUCCUAAGGGCAUUACAGCAGAUGAUAGAGGAAAUAUAUAUGUGGCUGACACAAUGAAUAAUGCUAUCAGAAAGAUAAGUGAUGGAGUUGUUACAACCAUAGCCGGAGGGAAAACUGGUCGGGGAGGAAGCCAUGUGGAUGGUCCGAGCGAAGAUGCCAAAUUUUCCAAUGAUUUUGACGUUGUUUAUGUGGGAAGCAGUUGUUCGUUACUCGUCAUAGACCGAGGAAACAGAGCCAUCAGAGAAAUCCAACUCCAUUUCGAUGAUUGUGCCUAUCAGUAUGGAAGCGGGUUUCCUCUUGGGAUUGCUGUGCUCGUUGCUGCAGGUUUCUUUGGUUAUAUGCUGGCUCUGUUGCAACGUAGAGUUGGAUCUAUUAUGUCUUCUUAUAAUGAUCAAGAUAUCUUUGACCCAGCCCUGGAUCAAAAGCCACUGAAAUCAGCCAGACAGCCUCUGAUUCCUACAGAAGACAAUCAAGAGAAACAGGAGGAAAGCUUCUUUAUAUCGCUGGGCAAUCUCAUUUCUAAUGCUUGGGCCUCUUUCAUGGAGAUUUUAAGUGGAAUACUUCCGGGUCUCAGAAAGAAGCAGACAGUCAGAUUCCAGCUUCAUGAGACAAAGCAGUCUGCUGCUGCAAUCUCUUGGCCGGUUCAAGAGAGCUUUGUCAUACGAGAUGAAGAUGAGCCUCCUCCCGUUGAGCCCCGAAACCCGACACCCCGGAAAACCUAUGCCUUCAUGUCCAAAGAUGCCGAGAAAAUGCAACAGUUGCGUCAGAGUCAAGCCUUUUACAGCAGCUGGGGGGACACUGAAUUCCCUCAUCAGCAGCAACAGAAGCAUCAGCAGCAUCACCGUAGGCAUUACUCAUCUGUCCCUCAUACAUAUUAUGAGCAGAGCUCCGGGAAGAAUAAUGAGAUCGUCUUUGGGUCAGUUCAAGAGCAUGACUGCAAGCUGAACACUGCUGCUGCUGCUGCCAAGGCUGUGGAGUAUGGAGAUCCAAUGAGCAACUGUCAGAAUCUUAGGUCCAGAGCUCAGUGGGGAAAUUACCAGUACAUGUGAAAAAGAUUUGAGAUUAUUGCUGCUCCUUGAUGAGAUUAUGCUGGCAAUUCGGUGAUUUUGGAUAUAGGUACUUUCAUGCAUGGGGUUUAUAUGUGGGUAUAUGGUGAAUCUAGAUCUAUCUUGUAAGAAAGUUGCAAACUUUGUUUCUUGGAAUCAUAGUGAAUAUUCCUAAUGUCAA
Messenger RNA from Tarenaya hassleriana, 2001 nucleotides. RefSeq lists its product as uncharacterized. The record is from RefSeq and is a predicted model, not a curated record. Bases 345 to 1823 code for a protein of 492 amino acids. Gene Ontology annotation, molecular function: protein binding. NCBI's taxonomy places the organism in Eukaryota, Viridiplantae, Streptophyta, Magnoliopsida, Brassicales, Cleomaceae. The transcript is spliced from 7 exons.